Sphaerodactylus townsendi is the source of this 5580-nucleotide messenger RNA. It is a transcript of the gene ARHGEF12, whose product is annotated as Rho guanine nucleotide exchange factor 12. The record is from RefSeq and is a predicted model, not a curated record. Gene Ontology annotation, molecular function: guanyl-nucleotide exchange factor activity; G protein-coupled receptor binding. The transcript is spliced from 41 exons. NCBI's taxonomy places the organism in Eukaryota, Metazoa, Chordata, Lepidosauria, Squamata, Sphaerodactylidae. Gene Ontology annotation, biological process: Rho protein signal transduction; G protein-coupled receptor signaling pathway. Gene Ontology annotation, cellular component: cytoplasm. The coding region runs from base 537 to 5147 and encodes 1536 amino acids.
GGGGGGAAAGAAGACCUGCUCCCACUGUUUACCUUCUGACUUUGAGAUGUCUUGGUGACUUGAGAGAACUUACUGCACUUCCAGCGACUGAACGCAAAGGUCAGAAGCAACUUGAAGCCGAUGCCUCUGUCUGACAGUUACCGUCUGGACAACAGCACCUUCUCAGCCGAGUUGUUUCCAACCCCCCCACCCUCUUCAAAGCGGUGGCCACAGCAAGAUCUUUGGCAACGCUGAAUCAUGCCCCUGAAGGCCUACUCCCUGCUUUCAUGUGGGGGGGAAGAUUUUUUCUAGAGGGGGCAUCUUGGGGGCUUUCAGAAAGUUCUCCCUUGAGAUGGAUCUUUUCGGUGACUGGGAAGAACCGGGUCGCUGUUGUUUUUGUGCUUGUUUGAACUUGUCUUCGGAACCCUUUUUGGAGUAAAAGUUGGAUUCUGAACUUGAGUGUGCAUGUAUGGGAAAAGUGGCCGGGACAUACGUUGAAUUAACUAGCAUGGUGCAGAUUGGUUAAAUAAAAAAUCGUCUCUUUGCCAAGGGCUCAAAUGAGUGGCUCACAGUCCGCAAUCACGGACAGGUUUCCCCUCAAAAAACCUACAAGGCAUGGCAGCAUCCUGAGCAGAGAGUCUCCAGCAGACAAGAAGCAGAAGGUUGAGCGCUGCAUCAGUGCCCACGACUUUGACCCUACAGAUAGCUCCUCCAGGAAGACAAAGUAUAGCUCAGAGGAGAGUAGAUCCGAGACGUAUGGUCUUGUCCAGCGUUGUGUUAUUAUCCAGCGAGAUGAAAAUGGAUUUGGGCUGACGGUCAGUGGAGACAAUCCAGUAUUCGUGCAGUCAGUCAAAGAAGAUGGAGCAGCCAUGCGGGCCGGAGUCCAAACUGGUGACCGAAUCAUUAAGGUGAAUGGGACGCUGGUAACGCACUCAAACCAUUUGGAGGUGGUGAAGCUAAUAAAGUCGGGCUCCUAUGUAGCUCUCACUGUACAGGGGCGCCCUCCCGGGUCGCCCCAAAUUCUGUUGGCCGAUUCUGAAAUGGAUCCAGCAGCAUGUACGUCCGGCAGCAUGUCUCCUGUCACGACAUCUCCUCACUCACCAGGAGCAUCUGGAAACACAGAGAGAAUUACCAGCCCAGUGCUGAUGGGGGAAGAAAAUAAUAUUGUUCACAACCAGAAAGUAGAGAUUUUGAGAAAGAUGUUGCAGAAGGAACAGGAGCGGUUGCAGUCCUUGCAAGAAGACUACAGCCGUACGCCUGUUCCCCGACUACUCAAGGAGAUCCAGGAAGCCAAGAAGCACAUCCCCCAGCUGCAGGAACAGCUGUACAAAGCAACUGGUUCUGCGCAGGAUGGCAUUUUGUCUUCCAAAUCUGCAACGGAGCCUUUGCAGUUCAGCGAGGUGGAUGCUGAGAGUGGGGAAGGGCUGAGCAAGGGAGACUGCAGCUUUGGCGAAGGCUCCCAGUCGAACAGCGACACAGCCGAGAGUCCCCGGAGUGGCCCAAAGGAGCGGAUCUAUCUGGAGGAGAGCCCAGAGAAGAGUGAGAUUCAAGAUUCUGAUUCUCAGUCCAGUAUUGGAAGUCCCUCUUCUCGCAUAGCACCUCCAAUCAUAGGAGCAGAGGAUGACGAUUUUGAUGCGGAACAUGAACAGAUCAACGGGCAGUGCAGCAGCUGUUUCCAAAACAUAGAGUUGCUGAAAUCUCGUCCGGCUCACCUGGCUGUCUUCCUGCACCAUGUUGUGUCCCAGUUUGACCCUGCUUCACUGCUUUGCUAUCUUUUUGCGGACCUGUACAAGCAAACCAACACCAAAGAGACCCGUCGUGUUUUCACAGAGUUUAAUCAGUUCUUCCUGGAGCGAGCAUCGAAUCUGAGGGUCCCAGUUCCGGAUGAAAUUUCUGCAGAUCUAGAAAAAAGGAGGUUAGAAUUAAUUCCUGAAGAGCUACAUCGCCACUACAUCCAAACUAUGCAAGAGAAAGUCUUUCCUGAGGUCCAGAGGCACCUUGAAGAUUUCAGACAGAAACGCAGCAUGGGGUUGACUCUGGCAGAAGGGGAGCUGACCAGACUGGAUGCAGAACGCUUUCGGGACCGAGCUGCGCUGGAGAGGGAGCGAGCAUGUGCGGAGCAGAUCCUGACCAAAAUUGAAGAAGUGUUGAUGACCUCCCAGCCCGUUGAAGAAGAAAAGAGUUCAGCUGUGCAGUAUGUUGUUCUUGCCUACAUGAAACACCUCGGUGUGAGAGUCAAAGAGCCCCGGAAUCUAGAUCACAAGCGGGGGCGGAUCGGGUUCCUGCCAAAGAUCAAGCAAAGUAUUAAGAAGGAGAAGGAAGGGGAUGAAAAGAAGAGAAGAGUCUUUCCCAAUAUCCUGGGACCCCCAAGGAGGCCGAGCCGCCAUGAUAGCUAUGCAAUAGGCAGAGCCAUGGAGCUGCAGAAGCAGCGCCACCCAAAGCACUUAUCCUCACCUUCCUCGAUCAGCCCAGAGCCACUGGAUCCUGGAAAGAUGCGCCAGAGCGGCUCCGGCGACAGCACGGAUGUACCCUACUCCCCUGCUAACCCCGUGUCCCCACUUGCAGCUGGGACCUUCUCUUCCCAGGAAGGGAGUAAGGACAGUGAAACAGGAUCAAAGACAGUUGGAGAAGCUCCGUCUUGUAGUGACUCCAUGGAUGGCACACCUCGCACGCCAAACCCCAUCUUCGAUUUCCCUUCUCCUCCCCUGGACCAUUUGCAGGAAGAAGAGGGAGAGCUUGACAGGUUAGCAGAUUUGGGAACUCCAAAGUCUUUCCGCAAGAUGGAGAGUGUGGGCGCUGGAGAUAACCAGAGUGAAGACGAGCUGUUUGUCGUUGACCUGGAGACAGACCUGCCCAACUGGCAGCAGCUGGUGAGCCGGGAGGUGCUGCACAGCCUCAAGCCCUAUGAGAUCAAACGCCAGGAAGUUAUUAAUGAGUUGUUCUACACCGAGCGUGCUCAUGUCCGUACACUGAAAGUCCUCGAUCAGGUCUUCUACCAGCGGGUGUCCCGUGAAGGGAUCUUGCCUGCCUCUGAUUUGAGGAAUAUAUUUUCAAAUCUGGAGGAGAUCCUUCAGCUCCACGCUGGGCUGAACGAGCAGAUGAAAGCCGUGCGAAAAAGGAACGAGACAUCCGUUAUUGAUCAGAUUGGAGAAGACUUGUUAACUUGGUUCAGUGGAGCAGGAGAGGAGAAAUUGAAACAAGCCACUGCCACCUUCUGCAGUAACCAGCCCUUCGCUCUGGAGGUGAUCAAGUCACGGCAGAAGAAAGACUCCCGCUUCCAGACUUUUGUCCAGGAUGCCGAGAGCAACCCGCUCUGUCGCCGACUGCAGCUGAAAGAUAUAAUUCCCACUGAGAUGCAGAGGCUGACCAAGUACCCACUGCUGCUGGAUAGUAUUGCCAAAUACUCAGAGCAACCCGAGGAGAAGGAGAAAGUGAAGAAGGCAGCAGAUCAUUGCCGGCAAAUCCUCAACUACGUGAACCAAGCUGUUAAAGAAGCAGAGAAUAAGCAGCAUUUGGAAGACUACCAGCGCCGGCUCGAUUUGUCCUACUUGAAGCAGCUGGAGGGCCCCAUGUUGGAUGAGUUCAGGAAUUUGGAUCUAACCAAGAAGAAGAUGAUUCAUGAAGGGCCUCUGACGUGGAAGGUGAAUCGCGACAAGACUAUUGAUCUCUACACACUCCUCUUGGAAGACAUCCUAGUGCUGUUGCAAAAGCAGGAUGAUAGACUGGUGCUGAGAUGUCACAGCAAGAUCCUGGCUUCCACAGCCGACAGCAAGCACACCUUCAGCCCUGUCAUCAAGCUGAACACUGUGUUGGUUCGCCAAGUGGCCACAGAUAACAAAGCUUUCUUUGUCAUCUCCAUGUCGGAAAACGGAGCCCAGAUUUAUGAACUGGUGGCACAGACGGUUUCUGAAAAAACUGUUUGGCAGGACCUCAUAGCCCGGAUGGCAGGGACAGUGAAGGUUGCCAGAGGCCGACGGGCAAUCCCCUUGCCCCAACCAGGACCCUGCGAAGACGAUCGUGAAGAGGAAGACCAGCAGAAACUGAAGGAGGAACAAGCAACUCCUGAUAGCAGCAUGCCGAGUCCAGAUAAGGACCUGGGCUUGGAGUCUCCUCUGAUGCUGAAGGCUCAGUCCCCUUCAACAGCCAUGUCUGAGAAGCUGGUGGAAGAGGAGCUCCUGGAGGCCAGCAGGCCGUUUGGCAAAGGGCCCCCGACAGACCUGCUGAUCAAAGAAUCCUCCGAGCACUACGGCCCACCAAGUUCAGAACACGUUGCCCAAAUUUCAGAGGAACGGUGGGCAUUGGAUGCACUACGGAACUUGGAUUUACUGAAGCAGCUGCUGAUGCAGCAGUUGGGCCUGUCUGAAAAGGAAGCCCUUGAGGACCACCAGCAUUUCUCCAGGCAUAGGACAGUCUCCCAGGGGGCCCAGGUAGAAACUAGUGUGCAGAGAAUAUCGAGACACUUAUUCAGCAAGACAUCCCCACCUGGGGUGAGUAGGAUACCCUCUGGCAUGGGAACAAGCACCUGCGAACCUUGUUACGGUCACCAAACUUCAGGUGAAUUCCUGCAGCCUGGGGACACCACAUCAAGUAACAAUCAAUUAACGGACCCCUUGAGCACCAACCCAGAUAUCCCAGCUACGGAACUGGAAGGAGUGGGCGCGGAGGACAGCGGAGAGCACUUUUUCGAUGCUCGUGAAGGCCACAGCGAUGAGAACCAAUCGGAAGGCGAAGUGGCAGAAAGGAAGGAGGAAGAGGAGGUGCAGUUGCGGAUCUCAGGAAACUAUUUGAUCCUUGAUGGAUACAGCACAAUGCAGGAGAGCUCCACGGACGAGGAGGUGUCUUCACUGACUCAGCGGUCCACUGCAGGCAGUGGUGCAACGGACUCUGCCCCCCAACAGCGGACGUCCCUGCCGGAUACCCAGUCGGACCGAGGAAGCUCGCUGUUCGUGGAGGAAUUCAUGACCUCCCACUGGGAAGCUGCAGAGGAACCUAGCUCAGGUGUACCAAGCCCUCCCUUUUCGGUAGAGUCGUGUGCCCAGAUAAUGCGUUAUAUCCAGAAGAUAGCGGCUGACCUUGAACGCUUAAAGGAAGUGGAGGAGAAUUAUGCCACUCUUCAGCAAAGGCUGGCUGGAUCAGCCCCCGCAAACGAGCACUCAGAUAAAAGUUAAUGACGUUUCCUGAAAGUGGCUGAAGAUUGGAUGAGAGCAUCCGCCUUGUGCUGGUGCCUGCAGGCCUCUGCGCGGACUCUGUAGCGAGAGGACUCUUUUCCAUGGACCAUUCACCCCUGAGUGCUGCAGCUCAUCAGGGGAAGAAAAGGGCUGCUUUCCUUCUAGGCCCGUGCCCUGACCUUUCAGGGAGAGAUGGUGUUGCUGUGCUCUUGUUCCUCCUCUUGCUGCCAGAAAACCCUCCUUUUUAAUUCAGAAAAGAGGACAGGAAAAAAACGAAACGAAAACAAAUGAAAAACCAAAUGUACAAAGCUUUGGGUGUAGGAUAUAAAACAAAUGUAUUUAGACAUAAAAAGAAAACAAUCAAUGUAUUUAUUUGACUUCAUUCCGUGUACUGAAAGCACACUUUAAUUUGUAUUUUAUUUUGCUUUUUUUU